Paramuricea clavata is the source of this 456-nucleotide messenger RNA. The record is from the annotation of a GenBank genome assembly. Lineage: Eukaryota; Metazoa; Cnidaria; Anthozoa; Malacalcyonacea; Plexauridae.
AUGGCCAUGGAAAGUGGGAAAGGAUUUAAAAAACAUGAGCAGUCAGAGAUUCAUAUGAGAGCAAUGGCAUCUCGGAAAGAGUUUCGUGAGAAACGUGGUCAGACGGUACGAAACCUUAUCCAAGUCAGGCCAGAACACAAGAUAUGGCUGAAAACAGUAUUCAACACUACCAAAUACCUGGUUGCUAAUGGUCUUAGCUUUCGCGGACACGAAGAAAACUCGAUGUUAGAAGAGGGCCUGUCAGGAGGGCUCUAUUUAAAUACAUUCUCUGAUCUUAUUUUUCCUCAAGAUCCUCAUUUGCAACAAAUAGCGACAUACCUUCCAACCAAUGCAAAAUAUACCUCACCAGAAAUACAAAAUGAGGUAAUAGAAACUCUAGCAGAGAUUGAGAGAGACAGUCGCCAACGAGUGCAAAGAAGCAGAGUUAUUCACCCUAAUGAUGGAUGGAACUACUGA